Molecule: messenger RNA, 1944 nt
Organism: Macroventuria anomochaeta
Lineage: Eukaryota; Fungi; Ascomycota; Dothideomycetes; Pleosporales; Didymellaceae
Product: GMC oxidoreductase
Exons: 3
Coding region: 1-1749 (582 amino acids)
Molecular function (GO): oxidoreductase activity, acting on CH-OH group of donors; flavin adenine dinucleotide binding
Source: RefSeq, a predicted model, not a curated record
AUGGCAGACACGUUUGACUUUGUUGUCGUUGGAGCGGGCACAUCAGGCUGCCUCCUCGCCCACCACCUCGCCAACUCCCCCGCAAAGCCCACCGUCCUCGUCCUCGAAGCCGGCGCCCAACCUUCAGGCGACUUCCUCAACGCGCCUGCGCACCGCUACCACGCCGCCAUCUUCCGCCCGGACCUCGACCACGGCUACGUCUCCGAGCCCGAAUCCGCCCUCAACUCGCGUACAAUCGCGUACACGCGCGGCAAAGGCCUCGGCGGCUCCUCAAUCCUGAAUUUCGGCGUGUAUCUGAAAGGCAGCGCGGCGGACUACAAUGAGUGGGCUGAGCGCGUCGGGGAUGAUGCAUGGCGGUGGGAGACGGUGAUGAGGGAUUAUGCGGCAAUUGAAACGUAUGAGUUUGAUGGGGCGGAGGAGUAUAGGCAUUUGGCUAGGCCGGAGCCAAGCGCGCAUGGGAAGGAGGGGAAGGUCAAGAUCGGGCUGCCGCCGCAGCUGGAGAAGGGCGUGUUGGCGACGAUGCAGGCCCUGGUUGAUGCGGGUGAGGAAGUUAAUCUGGAUCCUAACAACGGGAAUCCAAUCGGCAUGAGCGUGUUUCCGUACAGUUAUAGUAAGGAUGGGAGGAGUACGAGUGCGAUUGCGCAUUUAAAGGAUGCUGGGAGGAAUUUGAAGGUUUGGACUGAUGCGAGUGUGGAGAGGUUUGUGUGGAGUGGGGAUGGAGAGAGGGUUGUGGGUGUUGAGAUUGCGGGUGGAAGGAGAGCGCAUGCUGCGAAAGAGGUCAUUCUUUGCGCUGGCGCAAUCGACUCGCCGCGUCUGCUGCUCGUCAACGGCAUCGGGCCUAAGUCUGAGUUGGAAAGUGUUGGUGUCACUGUCAAGAAAGACUUACCUGGUGUAGGGAAGCACCUACAGGACCACGUACUAGCCUUCAUGAGCGUAGAGGUCGACGGUGCCAUGAAUGACCGAUGGGCUUUCGAGUCUGACGAGAACUCGAUGAGCGAAGCCGUCGCUCUCUGGGAGAAGGACAAGACAGGAGCUUUCGCGUUGCAGCACUCGUGUUUAUGGGGCGGAUUCCUCAAACACCCCGAACUCAGCUCGUUCCCCGAAUACACCGCGCUUCCAGCGUCAACGCAGCAAUUCCUCGCCAAAGACAACGUCCCGACUUUCGAGUUCAUCAACAACUGCCUGGCCUGGCCGCCCGGUGUCCAGAUCGAGAAGGGCAACAGCUACAUGACCUGCAUUGCGUUCUUGAUGAACCCACAGAGCGAGGGGUCGGUCACCCUACGAUCGUCCGAUCCAAACGACAAGCCCAUCAUCAACCUCAACUUCCUGACACAUCCCUACGAUGCGCGCAUUAUGCGCGAAGCCGUGCGCUCGGUUUGGGCGAAGAUCACGCACAACGAGGUGCUGAAGGCGUCCAUCAAGCGCAUGCUCUGUGGACCGGCCAGUCUGUCCGAUGCUGACGUCGAUGCGUUCGUACGCGACAAUGCAAGCACCGUGUGGCACGCCAAUGGUUCGGUGAUGAUGGGCAAGGAGGGUGAAAAGGGCGCUUGUGUGGAUAAGGACUAUAAGGUACUCGGCGUGAAGGGGCUGAGGGUUGCUGACUUGAGUGUCUGUCCGCUGACGACGAAUAACCACACGCAGCCCACGGCUUACCUGGUCGGGUACAAGGCGGCGCAGAGACUCAUCGAAGAGUAUGAGCUAGGUACAGCGGGGGGAGCGAAGAAGGGCAUUAUUCUGGCCAAAAUGUAGGUAUCGAGAAGAUGGUGCGAUACCACUCUUAAGGUGCAAGGUUGACGAAGGGCGCGAAACACAGUGACUCGGUCCUGAAUUAGCCACUGCGCGACGAUGACGCACGACAUGAUUUAGUCAGGUACGAGCACGUUUGUAGCGGAAUCAAGGAUGUUACCGAAUCGAUUCAUUGAUAGCGGGUUGUUGCAUGGGUGA